Candidula unifasciata is the source of this 1521-nucleotide messenger RNA. Lineage: Eukaryota; Metazoa; Mollusca; Gastropoda; Stylommatophora; Geomitridae. The record is from the annotation of a GenBank genome assembly.
AUGAAGCCGGCGACAUGUCUUCUGCUAUUUGGGUUGUAUUUGCUUGGCCUUUCUCGGGCACAGCACGAUGACAAUGAAGAUAUGCUGCCUCGCAUAGCUGUGAUUGGUGCAGGCCUGGGUGGAACAUCAGCUGCAUUUCAUCUCCGUCAACUAUUUGGACCUAACCUCCAGAUUGAUAUCUUUGAAGCAAACAAAGUUGGUGGUCGCACUGCUCUGAUUGACAUCGGUGGGAAAGAGUAUGAAGCCGGAGGCAGUAUCAUUCACAAAAAGAAUAAAUAUAUGGUUGAUUUUGCUAGUAGAUUCAACAAAAGUGCCAAUGAGCCAUCAUCAGGAGAUAUGUUCUUCGGGCUGUGUGAUGAAUCCGGUAUCUUUUUUCAGACGAGCAGAUGGGAGGUAAUCAGUUUGGCCAAACUAUUUUGGCGAUACGGUCUUGACCUAUAUUCUUCACAGCAUUGGACCAGGAGUCUGGUAGGGGAAAAGUUUGAAAGGAUCUAUGAAUUCCAAGAACAAGGCAUAGCUUUUACUACACUAAGAGAUAUGUUAGAGGCGAUGAGUACAGAUUUCCUCAAUAUGACAAGACACAGCCUGCAGGAUGUCCUCUCUGAUGCUGGACUGUCUCAGAGGUUUAUCAGUGAGUUAGCAAUGGCUGCCAUGAGGGCAAACUAUGGACAGACAACAGAGGCCCAUGGCUUUGUGGGUGCUGUUUCUUUGGUGGGAGCCGAGCCAGGUCUGUGGUCAGUACGUAAUGGUAACAAACAGAUUGCAGAAGCAUUGCUGAAAGAGUCACAGGCAAAUCUGAUUGAAGCAGAGGUCAGUUCUGUUGCCCUGCUGAACAGUAGCAAAGAAAAUGAGAAUGUUUCAUAUGAAGUCACAUACAAACAUACAAACUCUGAUGGCAACAUCACCGCCAGCUCCAAACAGUACGACCUAGUUAUCAUGGCAGCACCCAUUUUUGGGUCCAAAACUAAAGUGUCAUUUGUCAACUUCCCUCACGAUGUGACGCCUUUCACUCAGGAUUAUCACACUACGGUGGCCAUGUUUGUUCAAGGAACGAUCAAUGCAAGCUCAUUUCAGGCCAAAACCAGAAGUGAACUCCCUCCAGACCUGUUAACAACCAGUGCAGGUGUGUUCUUCAAUGCUGUUGGCCAGCAGUCUCCAGUGGUGCCUGAUACAGCAGCAGGUAAUGUACUGGAUACAGAGAGUGCAGUCUGGAAGACUUUCUUCAAUAAAGUUCCAACAGAGGAGCAGAUAAGCCAGCUGUUUGACAGCCGAAAGGAAUUAAAACUAGUGGAGUGGCUAGCCUACCCUGAAUAUAAACCUAAAAUGGACCUGCCGCCAUUUGUGUUGUAUAAUGGAUUAUAUUAUAUUAAUGCCAUCGAGAGUGCGGCGUCUGCUAUGGAGAUGAGUGUUAUUGGAGCCAGGAAUGUGGCUCUACUUAUAGCCAAUCAGUGGCAUGGACAUGUGGACAAAAUUAAUGAGAUUAAUCUUCCAGACAGGCAUAACAAGAAGUAUGAUUUAUAA